AUGAUUACAUUUAAAGACAUAUUUGGUGAAAGCGUCGCUGAAAGUCUAUGGAAGUUCCUUUCUGACUCGAGACCAGAUGAUGCUAAAUUAAGUUUUCAAGAGUUCUCUCGUCAUGCAGCCAGUUUAAUGGGGACGUCUACAGAUGUUUACGUUGUAGUAUUUCAACCUCUGCUUCAUCUCAUAAGAGUGUGCUCGGAAGCUGCUGGAGCGGGAGCUGUGAGUGGUGAUGAGCAAUUUCUUGCAAAUCUUGCUAAGGAGAUGGUGAGUAUCUUUACAGAAGAGAAUACCGGAAAAUUUUAUGUUGUUAGUUUCAAAACCAUUUUUCUUAAAUUCUGUUUGUAGUU
This is a messenger RNA of Strongylus vulgaris, 344 nucleotides long. The record is from the annotation of a GenBank genome assembly. NCBI's taxonomy places the organism in Eukaryota, Metazoa, Nematoda, Chromadorea, Rhabditida, Strongylidae.